Solanum lycopersicum (tomato) is the source of this 492-nucleotide messenger RNA. RefSeq lists its product as uncharacterized. NCBI's taxonomy places the organism in Eukaryota, Viridiplantae, Streptophyta, Magnoliopsida, Solanales, Solanaceae. Gene Ontology annotation, biological process: mRNA catabolic process; negative regulation of translation. Gene Ontology annotation, cellular component: CCR4-NOT core complex; P-body; CCR4-NOT complex. The record is from RefSeq and is a predicted model, not a curated record.
AUGAAUAAUAAUCUGUGGCCGUUAACAUCUUUAGAGUGUCGUUACAGGGCAGAGGAAUUGAUAAAGAAUCUUCAUGAGAGUAAUAAUGGCGAAGAGGUUCUUAUUCAACUCAAUAAUUUCAUCAUGCAACAGGCAAUUAGUGAAGUAAUGUGCAUGGAUCUUGGAUUUCAGUUGUGGAACUCCCCUGUUACAGUCACCAUACUUUUACAGGAAGUAGUAGCAGUGUACCCCAACUUCUUAAACUCAACAUUAACCAUGAAGGAAUCUGCUCGAAUUUCUAAUGCUCUUAUUGUAUUUCUGUGUAUGGCGUAUCACCCAAAGGCAAGAAUGGGGCUCCUCAAAGCAAACAUACCAUAUUAUCUUUACCCCUUUUUCCAAAUUUCAACAAAUGUGAUGAAGCCUCUGCAAUUUAGCAUCUUGUCUCUUAUUGCUGCCCUAGCAGAGGUGUUACUUUUACGUUUAAUACAGAACAACCACGAGUCCUUCAACUAA